Molecule: messenger RNA, 1479 nt
Organism: Fusarium verticillioides 7600
Lineage: Eukaryota; Fungi; Ascomycota; Sordariomycetes; Hypocreales; Nectriaceae
Exons: 2
Coding region: 198-1361 (387 amino acids)
Cellular component (GO): mitochondrion
Molecular function (GO): hydrolase activity, acting on acid anhydrides, in phosphorus-containing anhydrides
Source: RefSeq, a predicted model, not a curated record
UAUAGCGGGGUCUCUGGCCAGGCCGGUCAUUCGGAGUCGAUCCAAAGCCAUCACCAAGCGGGACCUCGGCUCGACGUCACUUGAACCGCGCUUCAAGACCUCACAUGGCCCCUACAAAGUAUCAACUUACCUAUAGUCAUGCUGCAAAUCUAUUGGCCAUAUAUGAUUCCCUAUACCUCAGUACCUAGUUACUCCUCAUGUCUUUGUUAUUUUGUGUCACUCGACGCUCCCUGUCGCGUCAACUCUUCCGUGACACAAACUCGACCGCUCAUGGACAAAACUUCAACUUCAUACCCCGGAUAUAUCUGCCCGUUAUGACUUCACGAAGCCAAUCAUCCUCAGUGAACAAGCCCCCGCCUUCAGAGCCGCGGCCAAGCUCCUCAGUUCUACUAGUCUCGCCUGUCAAUGAGGUCCUACUACUCCACCGCGUACACACCUCUACAUCAUUCGCCUCGGCGCAUGUCUUCCCUGGUGGAAAUCUAGACCCUUAUCAUGAUGGCAUCAUCCCGGCUGAAGAAUCGCCAGAAAGACAUCACGACGGGCUCGCGUAUAGAAUCGGUGCUAUCAGAGAGACCUUUGAGGAGACUGGUAUCUUAUUGGCCAAGAAGGACAACGAGCUGGUAAACCUAGCAGUCGAGGACAGAGACACUGCAAGGAAAAUGAUACAUGGGAACCAAGUCAAGUUCCUGGAGUGGUUAAAGUCAGUAGGCGCAGAGCCAGACUUGGAUGGCCUCAUCCCUUUUACGCGUUGGAUCACACCCGCCACCAACACAAAACGCUUCACAACGCAGAUGUAUCUCUACAUGCUACCGCAGUCACAAAGUGACAUGCCAUCAGAGAUGCUCAUCCCAACACCAGACAAUGGCAUCGAACACACAGCGGCCCUCUUUGCACCGGCGGAAUCAUUUCUCGUUCGUGCCGCCACAAAUAGCAUCAUCCUAUUCCCACCGCAGUACUUCCUCCUGAGUUUAGUUGCCAAAGUCUUCCAGAACUCAAUGGCAUCGUCAGAUGGACAAGGAUCUCGUCGAAUCACAGCGCAGAGAGAAAACUUACUGUCCUUUUUGAACCGAGUGCCGACAGCAGAGACAGAAAAGGGUCAAGCACACAAGACAGCCAUGAUUCCAUGGAGUGAGAAAGUCAUGAGCCCUCAUAAUCUUUUUAUUAGACAAGAGGACAAGAGAAUAGUCCUCGGGUUGGACAAACCAGGACCAGAGCUCAGGGGGUCUGAGAGAGGUGGCGAUUGGGAGCAUGUGGUCCUUGUUAACUUUGGUAAAGGAGGACCAACCAAUGUCGAAGUGAGGCGAAGAGAAGAUGCACUAGAAGAGGAGAGAAAGGUUAAAGCUGAUAGCGAGAAGCUCUGAGUUUUCGUAGACAUAGAUCCCAUCGAAUGAUAGAUAUCGAGGAUGAGAUUUGCAUUCACGGUUGAUCCACAUACCAAGUUAUAUGAGUCAGUAAAUAACAAGGUACUUAGGGAAAGAC